Acanthosepion pharaonis is the source of this 1233-nucleotide messenger RNA. The record is from the annotation of a GenBank genome assembly. Lineage: Eukaryota; Metazoa; Mollusca; Cephalopoda; Sepiida; Sepiidae.
AUGUUUUGGCGGACGUGCCGAUAUCAUCAACCUUUUUUUGUGGCGAGGUUGAUCCAGGACUGCUACAGCGGCAUCCCAAGAACAUGCCGUCCCUCGUUAACAAAAGGAAAACUACAAAAACAGCAACUUAUUAUUAUUCAAUCUCCAUUCUUUAGAUCUUCACAUUCGUUACCGGCUGGGAUGAAAUUCUUAUUUUCUUAUCGUCCUUACCAUAAAACAUCUGUCCACAUGUUCGAUAAAGUUGUUUAUAGCAAUCAACUUAAACGAAACUUUUCUUCGUCCCCUUUUUGGCUUAAUUCUUUAUUUCAGUAUCAGGACAAUAGUAGACCAAAGAAUUCAAAUGGUGUCCCAUUAUUAGUUCCGGUACCUAAUUCUUUAAAGACAUCACCAGUAAUACACUGUCCCCAGGCUGUGUCAUCUUCACUGACCUUCCCCUCCUCGUUUUUCAACCGUCGACUUCAACCUUUUACAAUCCAUUCUAUAAUCAAUGCAAAAUGUUACGGUACCCAGUCUAAAAAUUCCCCAAAUCCGGAUACGACCUCCAGCCCGAUUUCUCUCAAUUCAGAACCUGACAAAUCACAACGUUUACCUCAGACCGGAGAUUUGAAAGAAGACAUUCAAACAAUACCAAACCUGUUAACAUGUUGUCGAAUGGCAUCAGCUCCCUUUGUCAGUUAUCUUAUUUUGAAUAGCUAUUUUUCUUGGGCCCUUGGCUUACUUGUAUGUGCAGGAAUUACAGAUGUGCUUGAUGGUUACAUUGCAAGAAACUUUAAAAACCAGAACUCUAUGUUGGGAACGGCACUGGACCCAUUGGCAGACAAAAUCCUUAUUAGUUUCUUGUCUGUCUCUUUGACAAUGGUUGAUCUUAUCCCAUUGCCUCUAUUACUUGUCAUAAUCGGGCGUGAUUUAGGUCUCAUUGGCAUCUUCUUUUAUAUCCGAUAUGUGUCACUGCCUCCCCCUAAAACAAUAAAAAGAUAUUUUGAUGUAACCCAUUCAACUGCAGAAAUAUCUCCAUCUUUAUUAAGUAAAGUAAAUACAGCAAUUCAACUCUCUCUACUUGGUUUAAGUGUCGCCGCUCCAGUUUUUGGUUUUGUAGAUCAUGUUUUCCUACAAACGCUAUGGUACAUUACUGCAUCGACAACUAUCCUUUCUGCCUGUGGCUAUGUUCGUGAGCGUAACAAUGUUAUUAAAAUCCUGGGCACCAAUUCCAAUCUGAAAUCAGGCAAGAAGUGA